AAACGAGCUCUCUGAUUGGUUGUUGUCGGUGUCGCUCCCUCGAUGACGUGCUUCCGCCGUCGCUGUACAACACGUGUAUGAUGUAGUUUCGAGCUGAAGGGAAAAUUGGCUAACAAACUUGAGUGUUGGGGCUUAUUUGUGUGGUUUGUAUUUUUUGUCUGUAGAAGGCUGUGCCGAUCAAGCGAUCAAAAUGGUGAAGCCUCGGUUUAAGGGGAAAAGCUCGAUAAACCCCUCGACGUCCAGCAGCAAUCCCGAUCGAAUCAAAGGUGCUGGCGGGAACAACAUGAGGGACCGAGCCACUAUCAAACGUCUGAAUAUGUACAGACAAAAGCAGAGAUGUAACAGCCAUGGCAAAGUCAUUAAACCUUUACAGUACCAGUCCACAGUGGCUCCAGGGACUGUAGCCAGAGUCGAACCAAACAUCAAAUGGUUUGCAAAUACCCGUGUGAUCAAGCAGUCGUCUCUCCAGAAGUUCCAGGAAGAAAUGGGAGCAGUACAAAAGGAUUCGUAUCGUGUGGUGAUGAGACAAAGCAAACUCCCCAUGUCCCUGUUGCAUGACAGAGUCAAAGCCCAUAACUCCAAAGUGCAUAUUCUAGACACGGAGGCUUUUGAGACCACAUUUGGACCCAAGGCUCAAAGGAAAAGGCCCAGUCUCAUUGUGGGGGAUGUGAAAGAUCUUGUAGAGCAGGCUGAGGCCUCAGCUUUGAGCUACAGUGCAGACAAGGACCGAGACCUGAUGACUGAGGACACAGGUGUCCGGGAAGAGGCACGUGAGGAAAUAUUCAAGAAGGGUCAGUCCAAGCGGAUCUGGGGAGAACUUUACAAGGUGAUUGACUCAUCUGAUGUCAUCAUCCAAGUGCUGGAUGCCCGUGAUCCCAUGGGAACACGCUCCAAGAACAUAGAGGCAUAUCUGAAGAAGGAGAAACCCUGGAAACAUCUGAUCUUUGUGCUAAACAAGUGCGACCUCAUCCCCACCUGGGUCACGAAACGCUGGGUAGCAGUUUUGUCCGAAGAGUACCCCACUCUGGCUUUCCACGCCAGCCUUACGAACUCGUUUGGUAAGGGUGCCCUCAUCCAGCUGCUCAGGCAGUUUGGCAAGCUCCACACGGACAAGAAACAGAUAAGCGUGGGUUUCAUUGGCUACCCUAAUGUGGGAAAGAGCUCGGUCAUCAACACGCUGCGGUCUAAGAAGGUCUGCAAUGUGGCACCCCUUGCUGGAGAAACAAAGGUGUGGCAGUACAUUACUUUGAUGAGACGCAUCUUCCUUAUUGACUGCCCUGGUGUUGUCUACCCUUCAGAAGACAGUGAAUCUGAUAUUGUUUUGAAAGGCGUGGUUCAAGUGGAGAAGAUCAAGAACCCAGAUGAGCACAUUGGGGCAGUAUUAGAGCGGGCCAAACCAGAGUACAUUCAGAAGACCUACCACAUCCCUACUUGGAACUCAGCUGAAGACUUCCUUGAGAAGCUGGCAUUUCGCACUGGGAAACUUCUGAAGGGGGGUGAGCCAGAUCUCACCACAGUCUCCAAAAUGGUGUUGAACGAUUGGCAGAGAGGACGUAUCCCAUUCUUUGUGAAACCCCCUGGACCUGAGGGGGUUCCAGAGGACAAGGAACUAUUGCCAAUUGAAGGACCCUCAGAGAUGGUUGAGCAUGUGCAGGAGGAAAACCUAGAUAAUCCAGAGACCAGCUCAGAGGAACAGCAGCAGCGGGAGCAGAGACAAAAGGAGCAGGUCCAGAAGAUUCUGGCUAAUGUGCGACAGAACUUUGGCAAGAUCAACGUGGCACCUGAGUUCAGCGAGGAAGACCUGGUUCCUGUGGAGAUGCCUGACCUGGACAUAUCUGAUUUCUCCAGCUCUGAUGAGGAAGGCAGCGAGGAGAAGGAAGAUGCAGAGUACGAUGGGAACAACAUUGAGCCAGCUAAUGAAGAAACUGAGGUCUGUGAGCCCGUAACGGCUCAAACGGGCAAAGCAAACAGCAACAAGAAUUCACGGGAGGUAAUCCGUGAACUGGAUGAGAAGAUUGCAAAGUACAAGCAUUUUCUGGAUCGGGCCAAAUCCAAACGCUUCUCUGCAAUCCGGAUACCUAAGGCACUGUCUGACAGAGUGUUCACAGACAUCAAGACUAAACAAGCGGCAGCAGCCAAGCAAGCACAAAAGAAUGCUGCAGCCCAAUGCAAGAAGAGGAAAGCUGAGGAGGUCGACAGGUCCAGCCAGCCACACAGACUGACCUCCAAACAGAGAAGAGCAGUAGAUCGCACUAAGAAGACGAAGAAAGUCGGCGUACGCUAUUAUGAAACGCACAAUGUGAAAAAUAAGAAUAGAACAAAGGUCCCAGCAUCUAUCACAGAGGGCCACAAGGCCAAAAGAACGAAGCACUAGGCUAGAAUUAUAACACACAACAUGUAAUAAAUCUUUAAAUUAGCCAGUUAGGCCUUGUUUUUAUUGAAAAUGUAGACUUUGAUAAAAGCUGGAAUGCUAAGUGUUAAGUGGUAGUAAUCCAAUGACCACUUUAUGCCUUGUCUUGACCUGUACUGUCCCUUGGGAAAAUGACUAGCUCACCUUUUUCAACUCUUUUUU
Monopterus albus (swamp eel) is the source of this 2572-nucleotide messenger RNA. RefSeq names its product G protein nucleolar 2 (gene gnl2). Gene Ontology annotation, molecular function: GTP binding. NCBI's taxonomy places the organism in Eukaryota, Metazoa, Chordata, Actinopteri, Synbranchiformes, Synbranchidae. The record is from RefSeq and is a predicted model, not a curated record. Gene Ontology annotation, cellular component: nucleolus.